Messenger RNA from Letharia columbiana, 4449 nucleotides. RefSeq lists its product as uncharacterized. Lineage: Eukaryota; Fungi; Ascomycota; Lecanoromycetes; Lecanorales; Parmeliaceae. The coding region runs from base 1 to 4449 and encodes 1482 amino acids. The record is from RefSeq and is a predicted model, not a curated record. Gene Ontology annotation, biological process: autophagy; peptidyl-serine phosphorylation. Gene Ontology annotation, cellular component: cytoplasm. Gene Ontology annotation, molecular function: protein binding; ATP binding; protein serine/threonine kinase activity. The transcript is spliced from 4 exons.
AUGUCUUUCGUCACUCGUAACAACCCUAGCCAAGGAGACAAUCAUCGCUCUCGUUUCUCGCUUUACGAAGAUGACAACGCUGACCAGCAUGAAGAGUACCAGAGCACACGCUCAGAGCUUCCGGCUGAAAUCCCGGAUAGCCAGCCUGACCCAUACCUCCCAGCUGAAAUCCCUGAUAGCCAGCCUGACCCAUACCUCCCAGCUGAGAUCCCUGAUAGUCAACCCGACACAGACUAUCGCGAGGAUUUACCCUUUGGUGACCUAGACUAUUUAGAGGUCUCGUCCCAGUUACCUACUCGGGGUCACGGUGACCUCCACCUUGGUGACGCUAGCGCCGUCGACGGGGGCGACUACGACCUUGGUGAAGAAGAGGCCGUUAUUCCCCGUGACUGCAAUCUUGACAACCAGAAGGUUAUCGACUCUCGUGUCAACCGCUUUGACUAUCCUCAUCAAGAAGAGUUCGAUGACAGUGCCCUCGACGAGAUCGUUCGUAGCUCGUCUUCUGAGAGCACUGAGAUAAUACCUGGAGGCACUCGGCUCACUGUACGUCUCAAGCAUCGUGUUCCUUUACACAAAGAAGGGGUCAAUUGCAACGGCCGACUACCUAUAGCCGCUCCUCAAUACAAAGGUUUCGACGCCAUGGAAGAACAAUGCACCCAACCAGCUACUCAGCCAGUCGCUCGUCAAGAAGGCUUCAAUAGCAUGCUCAGCGAGCAAGAUGAAUCAGACAUCAUCUGCAUCCUCCUCCCUACAUCACCGGCAGCUCAUGAGGCUGUCGAGCUUACUGCUAAUGCAGCACCUCAACAUAUUCUACAGAAUCAUGGCAUGUCUCACAUAUACAAAGCUCCUGACGAAGACAUGACUACUGGAGGCGAUACAAGAUCAGGUGACGAAUCUGACGAUUCCGAGAACUUAAGUGCCCAGCCUCCUGAUCCGAACCAGUCAAAAUGGGAUGGACCCGCAAAGGAUAUUGCUCUUCGAUUUUCCUCAAAGGUUCACAAUCUUGGCCUAGGUUUUACCUUUGGCCGCAACCCUGCGAGGUGCGACUUGUUGCUCACCAAUCAUGACACCUACAUGAUUAGUAAUCGCCACUUUCGAAUCUUCAUGAAGAAUAACGGAAGUCUCAUGAUCGAGGACACUUCCACUAAUGGCACAAUCAUUGACGAUAUCGUCUUACACGGCCCUAAGGGCGACUCCUCGGAUACCAAUCGCGAAUCACAACAUACCCUUUGUAACGGUGAUACCAUUGAGCUUCCUCUCCAGGGAAAACAGCGCGGACAGUCUAUCAGAUUCAGUGUCAAGAUGCCCAUGAGGAGCGAAGUCGGCAUUGAAAAGUACACCCAGAAUUGUUAUGCAUACAUCAAGUGUGUUGAGCAAGCAGAACGACAACAUGGAUUUCUUGCUCAAGCUGCACGAAACGGUAAUGCUCCGGUCGUACCCCCCAGUAAGAUUCAAAGCUUCUACAACUUUUUGCUGGCACAGAAUCUGACCCAGAAGCAGGUCCCUAUGCACGCCUUGCCGCAGGGCGUGAGGCCGGACACUUCGCCCCACACAUCUCUGUUGGCAGCUGCGACUGGAGCCAACUCCCACGGCAUGCAUUGGAGUGGUGGUGCCAAGUAUAACGUUGUUGGCUUUGUUGGCUCGGGAGCCUUUGCAAACGUAUACAAGGUGUCCUCGAAGAGAGAUGGUGUAGUGUUUGCUGUGAAACAGUUGGACAAGAGUCGUCUUGUCAAAGAUGGGAGCCUUUCAAGCAAGAUCUACAAUGAGCUCAAUGUCAUCAAGGGCUUACGUCAUCCCAACAUCGUGAAGUAUGUCGACCAUCAUGAGACAGCUCAGUGGCUCUUCAUUGUAAUGGAGUACGUUCGUUAUGGAGACCUCGGCGCGUGGACCCGUAAUGGAGCUCCAAUGCCGGAGUAUAUGUCGAUGCAUGUCGCUCGACAGAUUUUGCAGGCUCUGGACUACCUGCAUCAACGUGGUAUCACCCACCGGGAUCUUAAGCCCGACAACGUCCUGAUGGAAAGUGAUUGCCCCUAUGUCUUCAAGCUAUCCGACUUUGGACUCUCGAAAAUCGUCACCAACAAAGAGACUUUCCUCAAGACUUUCUGUGGCACGAUGAUGUACUGUGCCCCUGAGGUCUAUCCGGGAUAUAACAGAGUCAAAGCCUCAUUGCCAUCCAAGCGUUCGCGUACAAAUCCAAAGUACGAUCACACGUUCCCCUACCAGCACUCUGUUGACUUAUGGGGUCUUGGUGCCGUGCUUUACCACUUGCUAUCUGGACAAGCACCUUUUAUUGCUAGACACGAUCCUCAGGGUGAGGAUAUGCUGUGGAAUGUGAUGCACAAGCCGGUGAACUGGGAGCGCUUGAGGAUGGUAGGCGUAUCACACCUGGGCAUCGACUUUCUAUCUGGGAUGCUCGUCACAGAUCCCUCUGAGCGUGCUUCCGACGAGGAAUUGUUAGACCAUCCAUGGGUUCGCGUCGCUGAAGGCCCAGCAGAUGCGUCUGACUGUGUUCUUAGUGACCCAGCCGAGCGCUUCCUGAACGCUCAUGCAUCUCAGCUGAGCAUUGGCGAUGAGGAAGAUGAUAGAGCAGAAGAACCAGUCGGGGAUGCGACCGAAGAUCCUCGUGCGUCUAAACGUGCUCGAGCUUGGGUUCCGGACGUCACACGGAACGUAUGGGGAGAGACUCCAUCGAUGGUGGCUCGAAACCAUCAGCAAGCAAACUGGGCCGAUGCCCCACCGCUGGACAUGACGUGUCCGCCACCCCAAAUUUCUGCAAACAAUAUGGGAGUUCAACCGCAGCCAAAUCGGCUUUUCGGCGAGAUUGGAACGUCUGCACUUGCUAGCUCCGGCGCCCUUGGUACAGAGGGUAAUCGCGCGUUGCGAGUACAUGGACAUGGACAUGGGCCUGGAAGCUACGACCAAUCUUCCGAAGGUCUUUACAAUGAUUCUCGUGCUGGCAGCCCAGAAGACGCUAGCGCGGCAAAUGUGUCUAACACCCAUGCCGAUCAUCAACAAAAUACAAAUCGAGGGACCACAAAAGACGACGUUCAGCAUUCACAACGCUUACCUGGUCCUACACACAGCGGAGCUGCACCCAGUCUGCUUGGUACUGAGGUACUCGUUGGUCAGCUCAACAUGACGUCUACUGGAUCUGGCGCAUCUGCUCGAGCGGAGAAUGGCAAGCCCGCCACCCCAAAAUUGUCCAAAGACCGCGACUCUCCGUCUUCUCAGCCUAACUCCAAGCGUUCCAGCCAAGAUAUGCUACCUCCCGAAUUCGAAGGAGCUUCUAAGCGACCCAAGACUACUGGUAUUGAACACCCACCUGGCGAGCUACCUAACACGUUUGAGGGAUAUUCUGCGGCGCGUCGCGCGUCGAUCGAAGAUCUUAGACAGAAGAGCAUGUCUCCAAUGUCCAUACCCGGCCUACGAGGUAGUAACUACGGCGGAUAUCAAGAUGGCCAACAGUCACGUGGAGCAUUCAAGAGCAAUGACGACUUGCCAACGACAGCAUUCAACAGCCGCGAGUCGUCUCAACACUUUGGAGCAGAGGAUGAUGACAUCAUGAUGGGAUAUGACGGGGACAGUGAAGAUGAAGUCUUACGUCUCGAAGAAGCACUCGCUGCUGCUAAAGCCAAGAAAGCAGCAAAAGCAGCAUCUCGCACCACCUCUCGCCCCAUCUCGCGAGCCUCUUCACGCCCCACAUCUUCGCACGCGGACCCAACUUCUACCAUCCCCCAACCCAUGACCGGCACCGCGAUUUUUGACGCGACGGCCCAUCUUGCCCCGACAGCAACCGCAUCCUUUGUCAAGCCUCCUCUCCGCUUCGGCAACCUCCAGCCCACACGCGGCUCCAUCCAUACACCCGCCAUCUACAUCACAGAGCGAUUAACCACCUACGGCCGCAAACCCGACUCCACGUUCGUUCACCCCAACCCCAGAGACGACCGUAUCCCCAAGCAAGCCCUCGACAUCCAGAUGUGGUACCCAGGGAUCGAGGCCGACAUCGACGCCGACAAGAAGAACUGGGUGAAUCAUCCAAAGCUGGAGGCGAUCUUACGCACGCACGCGUCUCUGUAUGUGCUGGUUAACGGAGUAAAGUUGAAGAAAGGGAGAGGGGAGUACUUAUGGGGCAGACUGAGGACUGGGGAUGAAAUCACGGUCGUGGAACCAAGGAUUGGUGCGACAUCGGCAAGAGACAAGGAGUUUCUACGCUUCCGCUGCGAAUUCUUCGUCGGCAUCAGCAAGAAUAUCAGAAAGCCGGGAGAGAAAGUUUUCGUCGUCGAAGUCGAGAAGGACAAGUUCAAGGUGGCUGAGGAUCGCAAGAGUCGUGAGAGCACCGCUGCGCUUGGAGCGAGCAAGAACGGCGAAGGAUCGAGCAAGGACAAGGGAAAGGGCAGAGAGAUUGACGAGGCUACUUCCAACACCAACAAUGCUACCGGCAAGAGUUAG